This is a messenger RNA of Ictalurus furcatus (blue catfish), 4435 nucleotides long. RefSeq names its product E3 ubiquitin/ISG15 ligase TRIM25-like. The transcript has 9 exons. The record is from RefSeq and is a predicted model, not a curated record. Bases 897 to 2363 code for a protein of 488 amino acids. Lineage: Eukaryota; Metazoa; Chordata; Actinopteri; Siluriformes; Ictaluridae. Gene Ontology annotation, molecular function: zinc ion binding.
CUUCAUCACUUCAGAAUGGACGCUCAACCUCUGUACCCCUGACAAUGGACAGAAUGUGUUUGCUUUUUUGUUUUUUAGUUCUGAAACAUAAAACAUUAAGGCCUGCUGUCCAUGAGUACUGAGUAAGAACAAUCAGUCAGACAAGUCCCUCCCAAAUUUUCUUUGAAAAAUACAAGUCACACUCUAAUCAGUCAUGGAGGCCAAAGCAGGAGAGUAUGAGUGAUGUUUAUUUGUUUAUUUAUUUAUUUGAAGUAUUUUUCUACUGUCACACACUGUCAUGAUAUUAUACACUGCACUGCUGCCACAUGAUUGGCUGAUUGGAUAACUGUAUGAAUGAACAGGUGUUCCUAAUAAAGUGGACAGUGAGUGUAUUUUUAAAGUAAUUUUAAUAAACACUACGUAUGGGAUUGUCGUCAUUUCAAGUAAUGUAUUGUACGGUUUACAUGUAAAAUAUUAAAAUCGUAUCAUUAUACUUUGCUAUCUGAAGAACGUUAUCUGUAUCUGUUAUUAACUGCUCUUGCUUUCCUUCACCCUUUACCACUACUCUUUGGGUUGCCAGAUCUGUGAUUGUCCCUAGGCUUUGAGAAGCUGGGGCCAGGUUGAUUAAAUUUUUUUGUCUGGGUUUUGAAAGCCAGACUGGUUGGUACGUUGGAGGGUUUUUUUGUGUCUGUACUAAAUGUGCAAGAAAAUAACAUAGUAGGCCACGUUAUCUAUAAAAACGUGCUUGUGUCACUGAAGUGUUUUCUAAAGUCAUUUCUCAUCCCUUGAUAAAAGCAUUGAUUAAGAAAACUGUGUGUAUGUUGGGUUACUUUAUAAAUAUUGUUGUCUAAUACAGGAUUUUAGAGGGUAAAAUAUUUGAAAUAGGGUUGAAUUUGUUGACAAUUAAUUUAGUUUAAAUGGUGGUUAAGUCGGUUCUCUCAAACAGACCUGGCAACUCCACUCUUAUUUUAUCGGAAACGAAAGUGAAACUAAUCUGUAUCUGUUCAGUCCGAGGGCGGAUCUGUUUCAUAUCGUUUCCCCUUUUCGUCAGACACACCUGUUUUCCACGCGGCUUUUACAGACUGAACCAGGAAGUGUGGGCUGCUGUAAGUGACUGUGUGAGUUUAUAUCUCAGUAAAAUGGCAGAAGCGAAUAUUUCAGUAGCUCAGGAUCAGUUCAGCUGUCCAAUCUGUCUGGAUCUAAUCAAGGAUCCAGUAGCUAUUUCAUGUGGACACACUUUCUGUAUGGUGUGUAUUAAUGGCUGCUGGGAUCAGGAGGAUCAGAAGGGAGUCUAUAGCUGUCCUCAGUGUAGACAAACCUUCACUCCAAGACCUGUUGUGGGUAAAAACAGCAUGCUGGCUGAAGUAGUGGAGACACUGAAGAGUACAGGACUCCAAGCUACACGUCCUGCUCACUGUUCAGCUGGACCUGAAGAUGUGGAGUGUGAUUCCUGCACUGGGAGAAAAUCCAAAGCCAUCAAGUCCUGUCUGGUGUGUCUGGCCUCUUUCUGUGAAACUCACCUCCAGCCUCACUAUGAAUCUCCUGCCUUUAAGAAGCACAAGCUGGUGGAAGCCUCCAGACGACUCCAGGAGCAGAUCUGCUCUCAGCAUGACAAAGUGCUGGAGGUUUACUGUCACACUGAUCAGCAGUGUAUCUGCAUGUUGUGUACCAUGGAUGAACAUAAAGGACAUGAUACAGUAUCAGCUGCAGCAGGACGAGCUGACAAACAGAAGCAGUUGUUGGAGAUGCAGGGAAACUCCAAGCAGAGAAUCCAGGAGAGAGAGAAGCAGCUUCAGGAACUAAUAAAGGCUAUGGAGACUCACAAGCUCUCUGCACAAACAGCAGUGCAGGAGACCGAGAGGAUCUUUACGGAGCUGAUCAAAUCUAUUGAGAGAAGAUGCUCUGAACUGACAGCGCUGAUCAGAGCUCAGGAGGAAGCUGCAGUGGGUCGAGCUGAAGAAGUCAUGAAGCAACUGGAGCAGGAGAUCGCAGAGCUGAAGAGGAGAGAUGCUGAAAUGGAGGAACUUUCACACACAGAGGAUCCUGUCCAGUUCCUCCAGAGUUUUCAGUCUGUCGCAACCCCAACUGGAUCUUCGAACUUGCCCACCAUCACGUUCAGCUCUACUCUAACUUUUGAGGAUGUAAUAACAUCUGUGUCUCAGCUGAGAGAGAACGUUGAAGAGUGCAGUAACACUGAGUGUGAGAAGAUAUCAAGUGGAGUGAGGUAUGUCCAGAUCUUAUCACCUCCACCUCCUCAUAUCACUAUGCAGAAGCGAUAUAUGCAGGCCCCGAGAUUGCAUCAACUGCAUUUGCAGACCCAGAGGUUUCAUCAACUGCAUUCAAACCGUAUGGUUAUGGAACGCCGAAAGCAAGAUUUUCAAUGACUCGGCAAAUGUGAGAAACCUGCAGAUCACCAACUAGUGAUACUCUGUGAUACUCUACAGAACUCCUCAGUCUGCAAUCUCUCUCUCGCUCUCUCUCUCCCUCUCGCUCUCGCUCUCUCUCUCUCUCUCUUUGUCAUUUAAACACAAUUUCUCUUCUCACAUGUGCAUAGUGUGAAAUAAUCAGUGUAAUCGUUAUUGGAAUGAAUAAUAAUUUAAGGAUGUUUAUCUCGGAUUUGUUGAUAUAUAUUGAUGAAAUACUUACAAAUGUAUUAGUGCUUUGCUUUUGGUGUCUCUUACACAAAAUAUAUUCAUGUAGUUUUAGUAGUUUUCCAUUUUUUCAGACAGAACAAUUAAAGAACUUUAAGUAUGUAUUUGACUAGAAAGUUUGACUUGUUAAACGCUCUAGCUCCUCAGCCAUAUGUAUGGAAAUCCAUAUUCGGAUUUGACAUUAUACUUCAAAAAUUCAUUUUACAAUGUUUUGCUAGUAUGUAACAUUAAAAAACAACUUAGCAACUGUUGAUAUUAAUAUGAUUUCGGUUUCUUCAUUACUUUAUUAAAACCAUUAUUGUCUAGUACUUGCAAUUACAAAUAAACAAUUUUAAUUCUUAACAUCUGCAUUAUGGAAACUGCAUCCUAUGCUUUCACUUUAUUUAAAGCCAUCAAUGAUGCAUUUAUAGAGGUUAUUAUUUGUAUUAUAACUCACAAUAAGUAUUUAUAAUGCAGCACAACACAUCUAUCAACAAUAUAAAAUAAUUCACUUUUUGGACAUAGAAAUGAAUAUGUAUUACUAAUAAGUCAUUAUAGCUACAAUAUAAUAACAUCAUAAAAAUGCAGGCUGUAUUUUUAUGAAUACAUUAAUGGAACCAUAAGACUAAUCAAUACUUAUAAAUUGGUGUAUAAUGCAUUAUGAGCAUGGGCACUGAAAAAGCAAGUUUAUCACUUAUAAGUAAUUAUACCAAUAAUAUAAAUGUAGCAAUAACUUAUUAUAAUGAAGUGUAGGUCUUGAUAAAUGUGUUUAAAGAGCAGUAAUUCUUGCUUAUAAAUAAUUAUAAACGAGGCUAUAAUUCAUUAUAAGCAUGGGCUUCAUAGAAAUCGUUACCGAACUUUCUAUCGGUGGUGUUCUUCUGUUGAUGAAAGGUGUAGUAAUUUUCAUAUUAGGAAAAGUGUCAUAGUGGAUCAGAGAUGUUUCCUUAAAGCAAAAGUCAAAUGGAAUUUGAUGUCUUGUGCUUACUGUAGACCGUCUUUAAGCAUAUAUUUUACUCCUCAAAAUGUAAAAGAUGAUCUUGUAAUAAUUGUCCUGAGAAAUGUAAAAGAAUUGUUAAACACAACGUUUACUUUGUGUUAUUCUGAUGCAGAAGUUUUUAUCAAUACAUUUUCAGGAUCAAAAUAAGGUUUCUUUGCAUAAAAUUUUGAAAUAUAACAUUUUCAAAGCUCUAUUUGAAUGACACAAAUAACUGUGUUGUGAUAGAAUCUGAAAUCAGUAGUGCUGUACAAUUAUUUUGUAUUCAUUUAAAUAUUCUGAAGUUUUACAAAAAAAUAUCCUUUUGAGAUUGUUAAUUUGUAUAACUUUGUUUGUUUGUUUGUUUGUUUGGUUUAAAAAAAUAUAUUUUUAAUUGCUUAAAAAGGUUGCUUUUUAAAGCCACAAACUGUCUCCUUACUCUCUUCUCAAGAUUCCCUAAAGUGUUUCUUCCUCACGUCGUCUCCGGAUUUGUGUCACCGAGUCACUUAGACUUGAUACUCUAUCAACUUUGUUUAAAUUGUAAUAGUGAAAAUGUAUAACUUUAACAUCUAGUGUUUGCAGUUUUCUGUACCUAUAGAGCUGAAAAUGUUUUUUGUUGUUGUUGUUUUUUUUUUUUUUUUUUUUUUUUUAAAUCAGUUGGUAGAAUAUCAAGGCUGCAGUUGCCAAACUGUGUCCUCAAGAAUUUUGUGGUCAAUCCUGCUAAAUUGUGAUAUAAUGUCUAAUAAUGCAUUUUAGGUGAUGGUGGUCAUAGUGGGAAAGUCUUAUUAUUUGCCUGGGUGGUAUUGGUGGUCAAUCUAAUGUUUUUUUGUUUUUUUAAUUUAUAGAUAGAUUA